Messenger RNA from Mesorhabditis spiculigera, 1476 nucleotides. Lineage: Eukaryota; Metazoa; Nematoda; Chromadorea; Rhabditida; Rhabditidae. The record is from the annotation of a GenBank genome assembly.
AUGUUCUACAGCCCAAAAAGAAGAAUCACCAUUCGGAGCAAUUUUAUGGUGGACAACCCUCAAGAAGGGAGGUUGUCGAGAAAAAGGAAGAAACUGAAGGCUUCAAGCUCUUCGUUACUCCGGUUUACCCUGAAUUCCAGUAGCGUAUGCACUGUGAAUUCCUCUACGCAACAGCGUAUUUGUGAUAACGAGAAUACGACGAACGUCUCCGAUCCCUUCUACCGCUACAAGAUGCCCCGCAUCAUGGCCAAGGUCGAGGGAAAGGGCAACGGCAUUAAGACGGUCAUCUCCAACAUGGUCGACAUCGCCAAGGCUCUCGAGCGCCCACCUAUUUAUCCCACCAAAUAUUUCGGCUGUGAGCUCGGAGCCCAGACGCAGAUCGACGUGAAGAACGAGCGGUACAUCGUCAACGGUGAACACGACGCGGCCAAGCUGCAAGACAUCCUCGACGGCUUCAUCAAGAAAUUUGUCCUCUGCGGCUCGUGCGAGAACCCGGAGACGGCACUGCUGGUGCGCAAGAACCAAAUCCACUCGAAGUGCAAGGCGUGCGGCCACUCGGCCAUCAUCGACCCGCGCUGGCGUCUCAGCACCUACAUCAUCAAGAAUCCGCCGAAGAUCGAGGUCGACUUGAACAUUGGGAACCCGAAGGCCAACAAGACGAAUGGAAAGCCGGCUGCCGACACGAAUGGGGAUGCGCAAGAGGAUGGCAAUGAUAGCAAGCACGGCUCCUCGUCGGGCGACGACAUCCAGGUCCAGGACGACGAUGACGACGAUUGGGCCGAGGCCCCGGAAAUCGAUGCCGACAAGCUCGCUGCCGGCGUCGGCAAACUCGUCAUCUCGGCCGAUCUGGAGAAGUCGAUCGAUGAGCGCCUCGACAUGCUGCACACCUUCUUCCAGGAGAAGAAAAAGAAGGACGCCAUUGGGGAUGGACUGGAUUUGGCGAACGAAGCCGAGCGCCUCGACAUCAAGCAGAAGGCGCCCCUCAUCCUGGCCAACGUCAUCUUUGACGACAACAUCAUCACCGAGAAGCAGAUUGAGAAGUAUGCGAAGUGCCUGCUCCGCUUCACUGCCAACGACAGCAAGGCUCAGCGCUACUUCCUCGGCGGCAUCGAGCAGGUCAUCGUGCGCCACAAGGACUCGCUGAUGGCCCGCGCCCCGCACAUCAUCAAGGCCCUCUACGAUUUGGACAUUUGCGAGGAGGAGGCCAUUCUCAAGUGGGCCGAAAAGCCCUCAUCGAAAUACGUGUCAAAAUCGCAGGCGAAGGCGAUCAUUGCCGCCUGCGAGCCGGUGAUCAACUGGUUGAAGGAGGCCGAGGAGGAGACGGAAGACGAGGAUGACGAUGAGGAUGAGGACGACGAGGUCGCCUUCGACUCGGGCAAGACGUCCGCCGUCGCCCAGCAGCUCGAGGAGCGCAAGAAGAAGCAGGUCGAGACGAUCGAGGCCCACGACGGCGAGGAGAUUGCCGUCGACGACAUC